ACUCGCUUGAGGAACGUGAACAUACGAGACAAGAAGGAGGCCAUUGACGAAGCAGAUUAUCGUGUCAUUUUGCUUUAUUUGUCUUCUUGGUCAUUGUAGAACAUUCCCACAUAUUUAAAUUGUGUCAAACAUUGUAAUAACUUUCAUAGAUAACCAAGAAGGGAUACUUUACGUUUAAAAUUAUUUCAGUACAACCAUGUCUUGAAAUUGAAACGGUUGCGUUGCCGAACCCAUCCGGACCUCAAUUUGUGGUGAAAAUAAGGACGGAAAAACAGUUGGAACUCAGUUUGUAUUUGUACUUAAUGUAUUAAGUUGCUUAUGUCAAAAUAGAGUACAUUAUGUGUAUGUUUGAUGCUAAAUUUGCGACAAGAGCCAGACGCUGAGGAAGAGCUUGUGAACGGGACACAGACAAAAUGGCGCACAUGUGUUGAACAAUGAACUUACUCCUGGUCGUGAAAUUCCACCAGUUUGUUUUCUUCAUGUUUGUUUGAAUUGGUGAGGAGUUGCAAAGAUGUCAACAGUACACUACAAGUUCAAGAGUAGUCUUGAAUACCAGUCUGUAACCUUUGAUGGCAUCCACAUAUCACUUGGGGACCUGAAAAAGGGAAUCAGCCAUCAGAAAAGAUUGAAACCUGGAGAGUAUAACUUAGUGAUCACCAAUGCCCAAACGAGAGAAGUUUACAAGAAUGAUGAUGAACUCAUACCAAAGAACUCAUCAGUGAUAGUGUCCAGGAUUCCUGUGGCUGCCACUACAACCACUAACAGUACCAGUAAAGCAUGGGAGCAGUUCAAGCAGGAUUGUGCCAAAGCAAUCCAGAAAGAGAAGGCCAAAGAGAUGAUGUCAUUAGAUCAGCUCAGAAAUACGGCUGAUCUUGUAAAUGCUCGAGCCACAGAAAUGGACAAAAUAAAGGCAGCCAUAAACCAAUCCACCAGAGAUUUUGAUCCAUCCAACUAUGCCAAGUCGAAGCUGCCUACCGGUACCCCACCCAACACUUACACCUGUUACAAGUGUGGAAAGCCUGGUCACUUCAUCCAUGCAUGCCCUCUCAAAGAUUCAGAGACGCCUGGAGUGAUAGAACCACGAUUUAAGAGAAGUACAGGCAUUCCCAACAGUUUCCUGACCCUGACGGACGACCCCACUCAGCCAGGAGCACUGCUGACCCACACAGGACACUUUGCUGUCCCCACUCUUGAUGCGACGGCAUACAAGAUUGGGAAGAAAGAGCGGCCCCCAUUUCUGCCCGAGCCGAAGAAGGAAAUUGUGGAGCCCCAGCAGCCUCGGAUACCCCCAGCCCUGCAAUGUCCCCUCUGUAAGGAGCUGCUGAGGGAUGCUGUUGUCACCCCAUGCUGUGGAAACAGUUUCUGUGAUGAAUGUAUAAGAAAUGCCCUGCUUGAGACAGAUGAUCAUGAAUGCCCUGUGUGUCACGAAACAGAUGUAUCACCAAGUCAACUCAUUCCAAACAAAUUCCAUCGUGAUGCUGUCAGCAAAUUCGUCAAUGAAAGCAGUCACAAUCCAGUGAAAUCUGAAAGGCAUGCUCCUCCAAAUCAGGCUCCAAGACAACCACCGAUUGCUCCACCUCAUAUACACCCAGGGCCACCACCGAUUGGACCACCACGUAUACAGACCGGGCCUCCUCCACCAAUUGGACCACCACGUAUACAGACUGGGCCUCCUCCACCAAUUGGACCACCACGCAUACAGACGGGGCCUCCUCCACCUAUAGGACCUCCACAUAUACAAACUGGGCCCCCACCGGCACACAACAUUCACCCCCCACUCAUGUCCAGGACAGAUACCCCUCCAUCAAAUGUUGCCCCAGUACCACAAGUGCCGCCAUCCCAGACCUCAGUGCCUCCACCAACACAACCACCACCUGCCAUGGUGCCAGUGGAGCCACGCCCACCACCACAGGUGGCAAUGGUUAAGUCGGAGCCACCUGACAGUGCAAGAGGGAGUCUGUCACCUGGUGAGCACCCAUCUACUCCCACUAGAGAUGAAAAUUCCCAGUCUGCUGCUUCUGAUGAAGAACCUCGGGGUAUGGCUGUGCAGGUUGUGGGAACCAGAAUUGGUAACUCCAUACAACUUACAGCAUCAGACGCCAGCAACGAUUUUGAUCGUGGUACCAAUCACAGGAGGGGCAGACAUUACGAUGGUAGAGACGACAGGGACAGGAAAUACAACCGACACGACAGGCCAGACCACUUUUCAAGGAAGGACAACUACCACAGAGGCAACUAUGAUCAACCCCUCCCCAGAGAAGCAGCAUCUGGCCCUCCAGGCCCCCCUACCCAUAUCCCUCCAGUGAAGAGUGAACCCACUCCCUUCCCACCUUUCCCUGGCCACCCUGGCCCACCCCCCUCUAUGAAUGUCCCUCCCCCAGGGUUUGGAAUGCCACCAAGGAUUCCUCCAACAGGACCCCCACCAGCCCCUAUCCCAGUCCUGGGCCACUCAUCAGGAGGCUUCCCCCCUAGUGUUUUCCCCUCAUCGGGAAUACCCCCUAGCUUCCCUCCUCCAUUGAAGCCCCUCUCAGAGGCUGAGUUCUACAAAGAGAAGGCCAGACUCCUGCAGCAGAGUCUGCCUGUCCCAGCCCCAAGACCACGCCGUGACAUGAUGGAUGACUUUACCCAGGAGUUGCUGGCAUAUAGCAAAGAUCAGAGGAGAAGGAAAAUUAGCAGAUCAAAGUCCAGGACAAAAUCAAAAUCAAGAUCCCGUUCCAGAUCUAGAAGUAUUUCAAGAAAAAUCAGAAGAUCUCACUCAAGGUCCCGGUCAAAGUCUUGGGUUCGGUCCAGGUCUAGAUCCAGAUCACGAUCGAGGUCCAGAAAUAGGAAGUUGUCACGGUCCAGAUCAAGGUCACUAAGACGAUCCAGAUCCAGAUCUUUGCGUAGCAGACUUAGAUCAAGGACUCGGUCCAGGACCAGAAGUCCGAGGCGGUCUCGGUCAAGGUCUCCACGCUUAAGAUCUCGGACAAGAUCACCUCGAUCAAGAACCAGGAGUCCGAGAUCAAGACCAUACACAAGAUCACGGACUAGGUCAAGGUCACGUUCUCGCCCAAGGUACAGAUCUUACACAAGGUCAAGAUCUCGAUCGUUCUCACGCUCUCCACGAUAUUCCAGAUCUCGAUCAAGGAGUCCAUAUAGGCGUCGCUCUCCGUAUUAUCGCAGAUCUCGAUCGACAUCACGUCCACGGUCACCACUUAGGGCUUCACCAAGAAGACUUCCUCCUCCUGUGGGACGCAACCGCUGGUCCCCUCCACCAUUCCGCAGUUACAGAGAACCAGAGGCUCCUCCUCCACCCCCGGGAGAGACUGGACCUCCGCCAUUGAUGGGACUUCCCAUGAGGCGAUUCUCACCACCACCACCACCACCAGACAGAUAUGGAUACAACCCUUAUGCUGAUCGAAUGCCACCGGAUCAAUUUUAUGAUAACUUUAAUCAUCGACCAUUUGAAGACAAUUAUAAUGAAUUCUUCAGGUUUGGGAUGGGUCCACCUCCAGGAGGAAUGCCAAAUUAUGAUGGAGGUGGCUAUAUGGGUAACAUGACUCGAGACCCACGGGCCAAGUCUCCACGCAGGAGGGGUAGGAGUCCAGCCAGGGGGGGUAGGGGCAGACGCAACAACAGAAACCCUGAUUUCAGGAGAGAAAGGAAUCCAGACUAUGGAAAUCUGGAGUUUGAAAACCAGGAUCAGCAAGAUUUCAAGAAAGGUAAUCGAUCCCAGGAAUUUAAUAAACGAGAUGAAAAUUCUCAGGAGGGUAAGUCAACUGAUAAGCGUCGUGAUUUGAACAGAAAAACAAGGGACAAAGGAAAAAGGGAUGAGAAGAAGGAUAAGAAAGAUGGAAAAGAUGACAAAGAUAAAGAUAAAGAUAAUAAGGAGAAUGCAGAUGGCAAAGCAAAGAGGGAUGUUGUUAGGAAAGAGAAAGAAUCUCGUCCAAAAAGUGUUGAUCAGAAGGAGGUUAAAAAGGUGAAAAAGAAGCCUUGGAAAGAUGGAUCUGACAGUGAUUCAGCAGUAGCUGGGCAAAACAGAACCAAGAAAAGUAAUCUUAUUGAAAUCAAAAUUGAAGCCUCUAUUCCAGAGGAUCCUGAAAAAUCAAAUAGUAGAGAGAGUAGUAAGAGUCAGAAAGAACCAGUACCCAAGAAAUCUGAAAAAAGCAAGUCUGAUAAUGAGAAGUCUGUGAGCAAGAAAAUAGGUAGUUUGAAGACAAAGGUGGUGAAAAGGCCAGAGAGAACAGGCUCUGCAAAAGAGAAAUCUGAACCUGAAAAACCACGGAGAAUAAAAACAGAGAAGCCUGGAACUGACAGUGGCAAUCAAUCGGACAAUAUGCCAGGUAAAUUAAGAGUUAAAACCAAGAAAAAGAAAUUGUCAAAGCCAUCAUCUGGGCCUGAGUCAGAAGGAAAUGGCAAGUCUGAUGGAUCAGCAGAGAAAAUGAAGAAGAAGAGAAUGACACCAGACAUCCCGGAGGACAUACCAGAGGAGGACCUUGACAGCCCAGCCAAACGGAUGAAACUGGAUGAAGAUGUGAAGGAUUCUCAGAGUGAGCAGCAGUUGUCCGUCCAACGAAGUCACCCCGGGAUGAGGAGAUGGUGCCUGCUGUAGAGCUGUCCAAGUGGGAGCGGGAGGACUAUGAGGAGCACUCUGCUAGUCCAGCCAGGAAGGUCAAGCGAAGCAAUGAAAGGAAGCCCUUACCAAAAUCUGUAAUCGAGAGUGCUGAAAAAGUUUUGUCCCAGAAACCAAUGCGACCAACUUCUGUGGCUUCAGCUGUGUCAGCACCAGUUGCAUCAAAACCACACCGGCGUGUGUAUCUGGAGGAUGAACCAAAGGCAUCUGAUGAUGACGACCGUAAAGUCAUGAAUAAACAGAAAUCAAUAGAAAUCACAAUAUCUCAGGCAGAGAAGGGUGAUGGGAGAACCAAGCCUGACCGAAGGGAUCGGGAGGAUCGCAGGGUAGAUAGGAAGUCUAGUGUUACCCAAUUGCGGUCAGAUGACGAGAGGAAGGGUUCUAGAAAUGGUUCAACUGGGAGUAUUAAGGACAGGCUCGGGAAGCGGGAAGGGACUCAUUAUGAUAAGGGAAGUGGGGAUAGAAAUCGGCGUCAGUUGGAGAGGACCAACAGCAGAGAGGAAGAACAGGGUAGGGGGAGGGAAGGGCGACAGGGAGGUGAUACGUAGAGACAGUCGGGACUCCAGGGCCCAGGGUGCUAGUCAGGAGAGGUCAGAACAUCGGACAAAAGAUGUUGGACAAGAUUCUGAAAAAGAUGGGAAAUCUGAGAAGGGUGGCAAACUUGCUGAUCGUAAAGAAUCUAUGAUUGACGAGGCAACGUUUGAACCAGAUUAUGACGAAGCUGACACUGAUUCUGAUAAUGCAUCGUCAGGAGAGGAUCAGGCAAAGAAUGCAGAGGAGAGCGGGAAUGACUCCUCGAAUGAUGAUGACGACGAGGACGAUGACAGCAGCCCGUCAAAGAAAAAGAACAGAGAUGGAGAAGAUAAAAAGCAUAAGAAAAGCAAACAUAAGAAACAUAAGCACAAACAUAAGCAUAAGCACAAACAUAAGAAAAGGAAACACAAGAAACAUAAGGAAGGGAAAGAAAAAGAAAAGUAAAUAUUACAAUAUCCACAAAGGUGAUAUGAAAACGUGAUUGUUGACAAACUGAUUGUGAAAAGGUUGAGUUUAUAGAUUUAAUGAAAACAUGGAGGAAUUGUAAUUUAAAACUCAAAUGAAUUUGAUUUGAGGAUGGGAUGAAUUAAAUUAUGAAUUGUGUUCCAUAUGUGCUAUUGAUUGAAGCGUUCAUAAAAUCUUUGCCAAGGGUGCAUUACCAAUACAUCAAGUAAUAUUUAGGUUUGAAUCCAGAUAAUGCAUAUGUCACUUUAAGAAAACUUGCAUCACUUGUGAAAGUGGAAUGUUGUUCACUCUGCUUUGUUCAUGCUUGCACUUCAAAACUAAUGAGAAUCAUGAUUGUGCAGAAAGCAAAAAAUGUAGUCAUAUUUGAAGAAUCUUUGUGAAGGCUUUGCAUAUAAAUUCACGUAUUAUAAAAUAACACACUGUUACAUACUUUCGUUCACAUACUUAUCGAGUAUGUUGAGGAAAUAAUAUGUUGGGGGAAAAUGUAAAUGAAUUUGUUCACAGGUAAGUAAAUCUAAAUAUGGGUAAAGUAGAUCAACACUUUAGUUCGUUUUGUUUUCAAUGAAAGGUGAACUGCAACAUUUCUUCCCAGUAUCCCUUUCAGGCUUGGUUAAGUUGGUCAAUUCUAAUUUAGAAGAUUGAAAUGUUUGGUGACAAAAUAGUCCUAUAUUUAUUUCAUUCGACAUGACUGAUUAACAUCCUGUUCCAUUGAACACUACCUGUUCAAAUUAGGAUUUAAAAAGCUUCACUAUAGUAUUAAUUUUGGUGCAUUUUUUCAAUAUAGCAUAUAUUUAUUUGUAUUGAGAAGUUUGAUUUUUGCUUACGUUUUGUACAGAGAGUAUUACUUUAAAAUGGAAUAUAUAUAUUUUGUAAAUAUUUGAAAGGCAGAUCGUGUUCAGAGAGAUGUGUAAAUAUCUGAGUGUGAGAUAUGCUUGGAUUGUAUGUAACUCCAGAGAGGACAAUAAAAGAGAGGUGAUCUUUUAAAAA
Haliotis rubra (blacklip abalone) is the source of this 6598-nucleotide messenger RNA. RefSeq names its product E3 ubiquitin-protein ligase RBBP6-like. Gene Ontology annotation, molecular function: zinc ion binding; nucleic acid binding; ubiquitin protein ligase activity. Gene Ontology annotation, biological process: protein ubiquitination; mRNA processing; ubiquitin-dependent protein catabolic process. Gene Ontology annotation, cellular component: nucleus. The record is from RefSeq and is a predicted model, not a curated record. NCBI's taxonomy places the organism in Eukaryota, Metazoa, Mollusca, Gastropoda, Lepetellida, Haliotidae.